Molecule: messenger RNA, 2123 nt
Organism: Aphidius gifuensis
Lineage: Eukaryota; Metazoa; Arthropoda; Insecta; Hymenoptera; Braconidae
Gene: Start1
Product: steroidogenic acute regulatory protein-like
Exons: 8
Coding region: 516-1937 (473 amino acids)
Molecular function (GO): lipid binding
Source: RefSeq, a predicted model, not a curated record
CCACUACAGAGGUGGUUUAAAAAAAAAAAGAAUAAUCGACUCACUUGGUAAUUACGAAAUUUUCCCAAGAUGUUAAAAACAUAACCUAACAAAUAAAAAAAUAAAUAAACAACUGUGCAAUUGUGUCAAAACAUUCCAUUUAAUUUAUUAAAAAACUGCAACAUUAUUAUAAGGAAAUAAAAACGAGUAUUAUAAAUAUCUUUAAAAUGACAAUUUCAUUUUGGCUGUACCAAUAGAUAGUGUCAGUGUCACAUGUCAUCACAUGUCAUAAUAAAACAUAAGUUUCACAAUAAUUGUCAUAAUAAAAAAUAGUUAAUAUAUUAUUUAUUUAAUAUUUUAUUCAAGGUCUAAUAGAAAUCAUAAAUAGUAAAAGUAUCAUUGUCCUCAAUAUAUUGUCAUCAAUAAUAAUGCAUCAAUUAUUGACAAUAAUGAUAAAUCAAUUAAUAAAUUUUGGUGGUUUUGAAUGACAAUUUAAAUUAACUAAUUAGUUCAAGUGUAUUAUAAAAAUUGUCAAUAUGAUGCGACCAGAAAGAAUGUCAUCUAGAAAUAUAACUGGUAUUGGAACACUUGGUAGUAAUAAUUAUAUUAUCAGCGAAGAUUUAAUUGCUGGAACAAAACACAAUGGAAAAAUGUCAAGAGUCAGAAGAUUUUUUUGUUUACUUGUUACAUUUGAUUUACUUGUUACAUGUCUUUUAUGGCUAAUAUGUACUGUUACAGCAGGACAAAGUAUAACAACAGCAUUCGAAAAACAACUUAUUCAUUAUGACAUUAAAACAUCAUUGAUUGACAUAGUUAUUGUUGCUGCAAUUAGAUUUACGUUUUUGCUAUUAUUUUAUGGUUUGAUAUACAUGAAUCAUUGGAUAAUCGUUGCUAUAUCAACUGCUGGCACGAGUAUUUUUCUAAGUGUUAAAGUUUAUUUUUUUGAUUGGACAGAAAUAACUCAACCUGGUUUUUUGGUACUUUUGAUUUUCGUAUCAUUUGUCAUUGCCUGGGCUGAAACAUGGCAUUUCGAUUGUCGAGUUGUUUCACUAGAGACACUUGCUGAUUUAUGGAUUUCAAAUACAAGAGAUUCUGAAAGAUCUCCUUUGUUAAAUAAUUAUUUGAAUAUACCAGCUAGAAGUUAUGUUGCUGAGAGUGUAGGUACAUUUUUUACACCACAAGAUUCACCAAUACAAUCAGAUGAUGAAGAUAAUAAUUAUUAUCAAAGUGGAUCUGUUGUUAAUAACACAAAUAAACCAAAAGAGACACCUGAUACUUUUAUACCUACUAUGAAAUCUUAUUUGACACCAAAUAAAAUAAGUAAAUACAAAAGUAUGGCAUCAUCACUCGUUGAUUGUGCUCAUGAAUUACUUACAUCACCUGAUUGGAAAAUAAUAAAUACAACUUCUGAUGGAGAUAUUUUAUCAGUUUUAACACAAAGCUAUGGUCAAGUUUUUAAAAUAGAAGGUGUUGUUGAUGCAGUUGCUUCAGAACUUAUUGAUUAUUUGUAUGAUAAAAUUGAAGAACUUCCAAAAUGGAAUAAAGAUGUUAUUGAUGCUAAAAAAAUAUUAUUUAUUGAUGAUGAUACUGAUAUUGUUUAUCAAUCAACAAAACCAUAUGGUCGUGGUUUAAUUGAUUCAAGAGAUUUUGUAACAUUACGUUCACGUGGUAAACGUGAUAAAUUUUUUAUAACAAGUGGCUCAUCUCUACAUGGUGAUUUUCCAAAACGUGAUAAAUUUAUACGUGGUGAAAAUGGAAUAGUAUGUAUGGCUACUGAGCCAAUCGCAGUUGACUCAAUUAGUAGUGGAAUUAUAAAUCAAACAAAAUGUAAAUUUACAUGGAUUUUAAAUACAAAUUUAAAUGGCUGGUUACCACAAAGAGUUAUUGAUAAUGCCUUGACAAAUACACUUGUCAAUUUUAUGAUUAUGAUGAGACUGCAUAUCAAGGCAUUACCAUAACUUUUUUUUUUAUUUACAAUUUUAAUAUAGAUAAAUUUUUUACAAAUAUUAGUUGAAAAAAUUAAUGUAAUUUAAUCAUGUAAAUGAGUUUAUUCAAUAAUUAUUAUAAAUAAAAUUUAUGUAUACAUUUUGAGUUUAUAUUUUUUUAUUGUUGAAAAAUAAAAUAUUAAAACAUCCCGCUGAAAA